AUGGAGGAUAUCUGUAGCAAACAGAAAGAGAUUGACUCAUUAUUGUCCAAAUUAAAAUCGUUAGAGCAACAACAGUCCGAGCAAGAACGGACUAUGAAAGCGGACAUUACGGACCUGAAAUGCCGAAAUAUGCGCGAUAAUUUGCUCUUUUUUGGAAUUCCGGAAGUACGGGGAGAAAACGAUGCAGAUUGUGUUGAAAAGGUACUGGAUUUAAUAGAGAGCAAAUUAGAAAUUGAGGAUGCUAAAAUUAACAUCAAACUACACCGUGCCCAUCGCAUUGGAAAGUUCGAUAACUCGAAAACACGACCUGUUGUGGCAAAGUUUGCUUACUAUCCGGACAGAGAGCGAGUAAAACUUAGAGCAAGCAAACUAGAAAGGCCUUACGGCAUCAGCCAGCAAUUCCCUGCGGAAGUGAUGUCCACAAGACGACGUCUUGUGCCUAUUAUGCUGGAGGCUCGGAAGCAGGGAAAGGAAGCUUACAUUAAGGUGGAUAAACUUUUUAUUGACGGUCGGUUGUAUAGAGAGGGAGUGGAUGCGGAAAGGAUGUAG
Messenger RNA from Mercenaria mercenaria, 549 nucleotides. RefSeq lists its product as uncharacterized. The record is from RefSeq and is a predicted model, not a curated record. Bases 1 to 549 code for a protein of 182 amino acids. Lineage: Eukaryota; Metazoa; Mollusca; Bivalvia; Venerida; Veneridae. The transcript has a single exon.